Messenger RNA from Didymosphaeria variabile, 723 nucleotides. RefSeq lists its product as uncharacterized. The coding region runs from base 1 to 723 and encodes 240 amino acids. NCBI's taxonomy places the organism in Eukaryota, Fungi, Ascomycota, Dothideomycetes, Pleosporales, Didymosphaeriaceae. The transcript has a single exon. The record is from RefSeq and is a predicted model, not a curated record.
AUGGUUGCCAUGAGCACCACAGCCCUGGCAGCCCCUUCGACCAUCACUCUUCGCGCCGAUGAUGUGGUACUCUACGGCAACGGCCGCUACCAGAUCAUGAAGCGCACUGACCUCGACGAACUCGAGGCCUUCCGCAAGAACGCCACCGUCCCACCCAUGCCCGGGUACCUGGACUCAAACCUCGUCACUACCUCAGGUCCCAAUGCGACCAACAACACGCAGAAAGAAAGCCGCUCCGUCCAGAAGCGGGCAGGCUCAACCAUCGUCAUCCCCAACCCCGACUCGCGCUUCCUUGGGUGGGACGUCCAGAUGUCCCAAGUCACCAAAGGCGCACCUACCAGGGUAACCGUCUCAACCGGCUACGACAUCUCCAACAGCAUCUCGGUCGGCACAUCCGCCUCCCUCACCAUCGUCGAAGACUUCCUUUCUGCCUCGUACUCCAUCGACUACAGCCAGUCUUGGACGUCGUCGCAGUCGCAGCAAUUCUCUGGUGAGGUGCCAGCGGGCAAGUACGGCGCGUUCGUAAGCAAUCCUUGGACGAACAGGAAGAGCGGAAAUGUAUUUGAGGGAAGGGUCGGGAGCGAGGGGACGUUGACGAGCUACCAGGCAGAUAGCUUUGAUGACAAGGCUUUUGGGCAGAUGCAGUGGGUGGAUGGGGUGAUCAGUCUUUGUGUUGGAGAUGCGUUUCCUUUGCCGAGAUGCUUGGGUGAGGGGACUUUGUAG